UGGUGUAAAGUAUUAAAUUUGGAUAAAAUUUCGAUGAAUGCCAAUUUCUUUUCAUUAGGUGGUAAUUCUCUCUUGUUAAUAAAAUUGUUUAAUUAUUAUCAAGCAAUGUAUUCAAAUCAUAUAAAUACCAUCCUUACCAUCCUAUAUGGUCCCAUCUCUGUUUAUUAUAUUAGAUGAAUUUCCAUUAAAUUCAAAUGGGAAAAUAGAUCGUAAACAAUUACCGAGAACCAGAGCUGUUGCAAAGUAUAAACAAGCGAUCACAUGUUGAUUUUGAUCCUCAACAAAUGAAAUGUAUACACCACAAAUUUGUCGAACAAGCUGUGAACCAUCCACAAAAGAUUUGUGUAAUGUUAGAUGAACAGUCAUUGACAUAUGGUGAAGUAUUACAUAGAGUACAAUAUUUCGCGUCAUAUUUGAUUCGUGAAUGUAGUGUUCAACCUGGCCAUAUUAUUUGUCAAUGUGUUGAGCGCUCUAUUGAAAUGGUCAUUGGUAUUCUUGCAAUACUUUCUUGUGGUGCUUGCUAUACACCUUUAAGUCCAAAUGAUCCAAUAAAUCGCACUUUAGUGUUGAUAAAGGAUUUAAAAUCAAAUAUUGUACUCAUCCAUUCAUUAACACAAAAUAAAUUUAUUGAUAAGAAGAACGAAGAUAACAUUUAUUUUAUUAAUAUUCAGCAAGCUAUCUGUGGCUGUCAAAUCAUGUGUGAUGAGAAAGAUUUAAACCUGUUGUCAAAUAUACUUGUGACUGUUGAUAAUAUUGCUUAUUGUUUAUUCACGUCUGGUUCAACUGGUGAGCCAAAAGCAGUUCAAGUUUGUCAUAGAAGUUUUAUUUCUGGUAUGGAAACCGUAUUACAUUUGAAUAUUAUGACCAACAUCGAUCUUGUUUUACAACUUAUUGCAUGUUCAUUUGACGUUCAUUUGUUAGAAUUAUUAGGUUCUAUGACUGCAGGAGCCACAUUAGUCAUGUUAAAAAGAGAAGGAAAUUUAGAUCUGAACUAUUUAAUGUCUGUUAUUCAUAAGAAACAAAUAACAUUUGCUAUUUUUAUUCCAACAUUUAUGUUAAUUAUAGAAGCAUUUCUGAAAGAGACAGAGCAAAUUAAUCAUAUGGAAACGCUUCGAACUAUUUGCUGUGGCGGUAGGUACGAUACAUGGAAAUUUCGUUUAAUCCCAGCAGCAAGCUCUUUUCUUUUAUAG
Didymodactylos carnosus is the source of this 1190-nucleotide messenger RNA. NCBI's taxonomy places the organism in Eukaryota, Metazoa, Rotifera, Eurotatoria, Philodinida, Philodinidae. The record is from the annotation of a GenBank genome assembly.